Saccostrea echinata is the source of this 1810-nucleotide messenger RNA. RefSeq lists its product as uncharacterized. The transcript is spliced from 8 exons. The record is from RefSeq and is a predicted model, not a curated record. Lineage: Eukaryota; Metazoa; Mollusca; Bivalvia; Ostreida; Ostreidae. The coding region runs from base 100 to 1080 and encodes 326 amino acids.
CACUAAAGGAAAAAUCAUUCUGGGAUAAACAAACCAUAGGGUGACAUACAAAAAUUCCUUUAAACAAAAGCAAUAUUAUGCAAUUUUAAGAGAGUCAAAAUGGAAAACCAAGAAAAACGCAAGGGUUUCGGGGCACUUCUUCAAAAACUCAACUGCAUUGCUGUAACAGGACAGUUGGUGACAGGAGCAGCACUUGUGAUUGGCUGUGUCAUUUUAAGGCAAAAUGGUUAUUCUUCCAUUGAAAAUAUGGACCAAUCCUUGUCCAAUGUCAAUGUAUCUUCAUUAGGAUCCUACAGUGAAGGACUGAGAAACCAGAAUGACUAUGCUCUUGUUCUUCUUGUAUUUGCUUCGAUUGACAUGACUGUAAACCUCUUUAACAUCGUGUUUUGGAUUGUUUAUGUACAACAUUGUAAAUAUGAUGAGAAAUGUAUGUGUUGGAAAUGGACAAAUGAACUUAAAACUUUAAAAACGUCCUUGGGCUUUAUCGCGUAUAUGGUAGUCUUAACAGUAAUAAUCUUAUACCUGGACAAGUUAUCAUCAGUGAGGAAUCUGGAUUUCGAGAAGGAUAAACCAAACAUAAAACAAGCAAUGAAGACUUCAUUGACAAAAAACUUUCGCAGCGACAACGUUUCCAGUCCAUAUGAAACUUCAAACGAAUGGAAUAAAUUUUUUAUGAAGGUAUUCGAGCAUCAAUGUUGUGGAGUUGACAUUGUGUCUGGUACAACAAACGACUUUGAUACUACUCCGUGGUGUACUACAUCAGGAUCCUGUCAACAGACCAAUUCUCAGAUUCCAAAGACAUGCUGUAAAUACUCCACGAUAGAAGACUAUGAUUCAGCAAGAAGUAAUUGCCAUGCAUCUGUUAGUAGUGAUUCAUAUUAUGAAAUGGGAUGCAUUCAAAAGGUUCAGGAGAAAUUUCAACGACUGAAAGAAUUAAGGAAAGAAUUAAUUCGCAACAUUAUUUACGAAGGGGGUGCAACAGCUGUUCUUGUGAUCGUUUCAAUUCUUUCAUCAAUGUGGACAAUUAUGAAAGGAAUCAAAAGAAUUUGCAAAAAAGAAAACUCUGCAGCACCAGUGUAAUACUACAAUGACCAGCGAAGGAGAAAAUUCAGAACAGUAUCUUUAUUAUGCUUGUGUACACAGUUAUUACCUACCCAUCUUAAAAUUUCAUUUAUCAUAUACUUAGUAAUAAAUACGUCUAUUCAAGUCUGGUCCGAAAACCUAUAUCACGUAUCAGAUUGGUGGGCAAAAAUGCAAAUUAGUAAAUAAUCAGAAAUUUUGAUUCUCUCCCAGUGUUCUAGACUCUCUUUCCUGAGGUUGACAUCAAACGAAAUUUCGGUAGGUUUAUUCAGGUUUUCCCUCAUGAUUAACCAUUGAUUUCCUAACAUUUUUUCGAUCAAUCAAAUUGCGCGUUUAAACCAUAUAUGUCGUUGUGAAUAAACAUGGCACAUGCCGGUACCAAAGAGAUAAAACUCCUUCAUUAGUAAAUGAUUCAGUAUUAAUUGUUUUAUAAUAUUGUUCUUCAGUUUUAAACAGUCAUGCCAAUUUUGGUUUCAAUUUUGAGGGUACUAUCCAAAAAACAAACUGAUUUUUUCUCCAAAAUUUAUCUUCUAUACAUUAGGCACCAUAGUGAAUCCAAAUAUUAGGAAUUUUCGAGUCCCAUUUGCAUUUCUUAUGUAGAUUAAAUAAAGUUUUUUAAAAAAAAUCUGUAUUUCCCAAGCUACUCAAAUAAACUGCCUCAAAAUUUCAAUAUCAAUCAAACCAAUUUUUGUUCAUUAUUUUGAGUAUUUUAUGUAUCUGGAUGUACCAG